UGUUGUCUCCCACGCAUGCUUCCUAGUUUCCUCAUGUGUCAUGUGAGUUUUGACCAUGAGUUCCUCCCUGAUGUUGAAACUUUAUCUGUUAGAAAUCGUUAAGGCCUUGGUGAUGUUGUCAUCUUCCAGAGAGGAAUUAUGUUUGUAUCUGCCACUAACCUGAAGACCUCACUUGGUUUUGCUUCAGGGUCAAAUUGACAUGAAGCAGGUGAUAGCAAAGAAGAGGCAGCUGAUAGCAGAAGCACAGGAAUUAAAGCCACUCUUCUUGAAGGAAGUUGGCAGUCACUUUGAUGAUUUUGUGACCAAUCUCAUUGAAAAAUCAGCAUCAUUAGACAAUGGUGGCUGUGCUCUCACGACUUUUUCCAUUCUUAAAGAAAUGAAAAACAACCACAGAGCUAAAGACCUGAGAGCACCUCCAGAGCAGGGGAAGAUUUUUAUUGCAAGGCGAUCACUCCUGGAUGAGUUGUUUGAAGUGGACCACAUCAGAACAAUAUACCACAUGUUCAUUGCCCUCCUCAUUCUCUUUAUCCUCAGCACGCUUGUAGUGGAUUACAUCGAUGAAGGGAGGCUGGUGCUCGAGUUCAAUCUCCUGUCUUAUGCUUUUGGCAAAUUUCCUACUGUGGUUUGGACCUGGUGGACCAUGUUCCUGUCUACACUUUCCAUUCCUUACUUCUUGUUUCAACAUUGGGCCAAUGGCUACGGCAAGAGUUCUCAUCCACUGAUCCAUUCUCUCACGCAUGGCUUUCUUUUCGUGGUCUUCCAGCUUGGAAUUCUCGGGUUUGGGCCAACGUAUGUUGUAUUAGCAUAUACGCUGCCACCAGCUUCCCGUUUUAUCAUUAUACUUGAGCAGAUUCGUAUGAUAAUGAAAGCUCAUUCAUUUGUCAGAGAAAAUGUACCUCGGGUACUAAAUUCAGCCAAGGAGGAGUCAAGCACUGUUCCAAUACCCACAGUCAACCAGUACUUGUACUUCUUGUUUGCCCCCACCCUCAUCUACCGGGACAGCUACCCCAGGACUCCCACCGUAAGAUGGGGUUAUGUUGCCAUGCAGUUUGCACAGGUUUUUGGUUGCCUUUUUUAUGUAUACUACAUCUUUGAACGGCUCUGUGCCCCAUUGUUUCGGAACAUCAAACAGGAACCUUUCAGCGCUCGUGUUCUGGUCCUGUGCAUAUUUAACUCCAUUUUGCCAGGUGUGCUCAUCCUGUUCCUCACCUUCUUUGCCUUUUUGCACUGCUGGCUCAACGCCUUUGCCGAGAUGCUGCGCUUCGGGGACAGGAUGUUCUACAAGGACUGGUGGAACUCCACAUCCUAUGCAAACUAUUAUAGGACCUGGAAUGUGGUGGUCCAUGACUGGCUAUAUUACUAUGCUUACAAGGACUUGCUCUGGUUUUUCACCAAGAGGUUCAAGUCUGCUGCCAUGUUAGCAGUCUUCGCCUUGUCUGCCGUUGUGCAUGAGUACGCCCUGGCCGUCUGUCUGAGCUAUUUCUAUCCAGUCCUUUUCGUGCUCUUCAUGUUCUUUGGGAUGGCUUUCAACUUCAUUGUCAAUGAUAGUCGGAAAAGGCCAAUUUGGAACAUUUUGGUGUGGGCUUCGCUGUUCUUGGGCCAUGGAGUCAUUCUGUGUCUUUACUCUCAAGAAUGGUACGCACGCCAGCACUGUCCUCUGAAAAACCCCACGUUUCUGGAUUAUGUCCGACCGCGUUCCUGGACUUGUCGCUACGUGUUUUAGCAGCUGGGAUGAUGUUUCCUUCGUUGUCACUGAAGUUGGAGCAUUCUGCCUGGUUUGGGGCCAACUGACUCCAGCUGCUACUGAAGUUACCUGUAUUUUUUGGAACACUCCAGGCUUUCCUGAUGGCUCUAUUUCCAGGACACCAGAAGCUGUGCUAUUCAGACAUCCCUGAGGAAGACACUUCUUUAUAGCGGGGAGGGAAAGUCUGCCGGCUUGAGCCUCAGUAAAUGCAGUGUUUCGUUUCUUGACUCCGUCCAGCCAGGCUAAACCUCGAGUUUUCCUGGCUAAUGAAUUAGCCAUCACACUUGUGAAGACAUCAUUUAAGCAUCUGUGGCUUACAAUUUCUUUCAUAGAUACUGUUUGGAGGAAUAUUAAUUAAACAUACAAAGAAGAUAAUGUAGAAUAAUUGUUUUUGCUAUUUCUAGUAGAAGGAUAAAAUCUAUUUUCCAAACGUAAUCUUGUUAUGUAUUAACGUUUUAUAUUUUGUUUGGAAAAGUUCAGUUCUGCUCAAGUUUUAGCUUCUUCAUACAGUAUAGAUGAUAAUUUUCAUGCAGGACAAAGAUGCCUUCCACUGUGGACUCUGUGCUUUCCCCCAUUAAUAAUUCAUCCUGACAGGACCAGAAGUGGGAAGGAAAAAAUUUAUCUCAGAUUUUAAAGUUUUAAAGAAAUAUUUGCAGUGUCAACCAUAUUUUUAAAUUAUUUUAUCAUGAAACUUACAUGGAAGAUAAUUUUUUAACCUUAAGAACACAGGGGUACUUUUGAAAGUUAGUGGAAACUAAAAGGUAAGUUACUUUUGGCAAAAAUAUUUUUGAAAUCCACGCAUAUUCCAGAUGUUCCGUGGAAGAUGUCUGUUACGCAAGAAUUAUGUAUGGAUUUCACAAGUUUUUUUGUACCAGAAGUAGAACUUAACCUUUACUUCCAUUUCCCAUGAGUUUUUUGAAGUAUUCCCAUGGUCUCUGAAGUUUUGAAGUAUCUUUGGGUACAGUUAUUGUCUAAUAAAUACUUAUCUUGAAGUCUUUUGCAGAUUAAUGCAUUCGUCUGUAAGAGAAGUGUUAACUCA
Ochotona curzoniae (black-lipped pika) is the source of this 2783-nucleotide messenger RNA. It is a transcript of the gene SOAT1, whose product is annotated as sterol O-acyltransferase 1. Gene Ontology annotation, molecular function: cholesterol binding; cholesterol O-acyltransferase activity; fatty-acyl-CoA binding. The record is from RefSeq and is a predicted model, not a curated record. The coding region runs from base 200 to 1723 and encodes 507 amino acids. NCBI's taxonomy places the organism in Eukaryota, Metazoa, Chordata, Mammalia, Lagomorpha, Ochotonidae. Gene Ontology annotation, cellular component: endoplasmic reticulum membrane. Gene Ontology annotation, biological process: cholesterol homeostasis; cholesterol efflux; cholesterol metabolic process. The transcript has 15 exons.